AUGGGCGGCAUAGAACUCAUCAUAUCUUCAAUAUGUAACGCUACAGUCUGCGAAGUCCCUUACAAUGAUACUUAUAAAGGACCUGGCGAAAUACCUGAGAACCAGUCCAGGUAUAAAGAUAUGAUGAAGGAAAUCAAUGGCAAAACCAUCAAAGUUGCUACAUAUAACAACACGCCUUUAAGCGGCACUCAAAAUAAAAAUGGUACAAUUGUGGGCGUUGGAGUGGUUUUCGUUAUUAUGAAUAUUUUAAGUAAAAAGUUUAAUUUCACUUAUGAAGUCGUUGAGCCUAGAAGGAAUUACGAGUUUGGAGGUAGAAAUCCAGAAGAUUCCUUGAUUGGAUUGGUAAAUUCAAGCAAAGUAGAUAUGGUUGCUGCGCUUCUGCCAUCAAUGAUAGCCUACAGAGAAAGAGCCGCUUUAUCUAUCGACCUCGACCAAGGCGUCUGGGUCAUGAUGAUGAAGCGACCUAAAGAAUCUGCCGCUGGGUCUGGACUAUUAGCGCCUUUCAACGAUCUUGUUUGGUAUCUAGUACUGGCUGCGGUUAUAACAUUCGCUCCCUGCAUCACGUUCUUUACACGGCUGAGAAAUAAGAUUAUUGAGGAAGACGAAGGAGUUCUGCCUCUAAGCCCUAGUUUUUGGUUUGUGUACAGUGCUUUUCUUAAGCAAGGCACGAGUUUAGCUCCUGAAGCCAAUACAACCCGAGUUCUCUUCGUGACUUGGUGGCUUUUCAUGAUUCUCCUGUCAGCAUUUUACACUGCAAAUUUAACUGCUUUUCUUACUCUCUCGAAGUUUACACUCGCUAUCGAAAACCCUGAAGAUUUACUCCUCAAAAACUAUCGAUGGAUUUCCGCAGCCGGUAGUUCAGUGGAACAUUUUGUUCAAAUUGAGGGCGAAGAACUAUCCUAUCUCAGUGUGAUGGUCAACAGCGGUCGGGCACGGUUUGUCUCAGUGAGAAAUAACAAAGAGUUGCUGGAAUCGGUAAAAAAGGAUACAGUUUUGGUAAAGGAACAAACAGUUAUAGAUCAUCUUAUGUACAAUGACUACAUAUCGAAGAAGGAUGUUGAAGAAAGCGAAAAGUGUACUUACGUGGUCGCCCCCAACUCAUUCACAAGGAGACAGAGAUCGUUCGCAUAUCCCAUCGGCAGUCCUCUGAAGACGUUGUUUGAUCCUGUAUUAACGAAGAUAUUUGAAUCUGGUAUAAUGAAAUUCCUCAAAGACGUAGACUUGCCAAGUACAAAAAUCUGCCCUCUGGACUUGCAGUCUAAAGAUCGCAAACUUAGAAACAGUGACCUUAUAAUGACUUACAUGGUGAUGGGUGUUGGAUCUGGAGUCGCCUUAGCUGUGUUCGCCGCCGAGAUGCUAUUCAAGCGUUACAUAUCUGUAAAGAUACGCAAGGGUAAGAAGGGAAAGAAGACGUCGAAAUCCUCAAAGACAGCGUGGACACACGAUGACACAAGACCUCCACCUUAUGAUUCGCUUUUCGGGAAGAAAUCGAAAAUCAACUUUGAAAAUACACGACCCCAAAUAAUCAACGGCAGAGAGUACUAUGUGAUUGAGUCCGGCAACGGCGACAAAAAACUUAUACCUGUUCGAGCGCCUUCAUCAUUCCUGUAUCGAUCUGUCAAAUAG
Messenger RNA from Arctia plantaginis, 1626 nucleotides. The record is from the annotation of a GenBank genome assembly. NCBI's taxonomy places the organism in Eukaryota, Metazoa, Arthropoda, Insecta, Lepidoptera, Erebidae.